Molecule: messenger RNA, 3195 nt
Organism: Entamoeba invadens IP1
Lineage: Eukaryota; Evosea; Mastigamoebida; Endamoebidae
Exons: 3
Coding region: 1-3195 (1064 amino acids)
Source: RefSeq, a predicted model, not a curated record
AUGUCGCGCCUUGAAAUGAUAUAUUUAAUGCAAGUAUCUCUAUAUCUCCCAACACUGUCCGAUGUAUAUACCUUUAUUCAAGUGAACCAUUGCGCCAAUUCCGCAGUGACUUCUCUUAAGGUGAACCCGUGGUUUACUCUAACACAAGACAUUGAAAGGUUUUACGAUUUAUUCCACCCCGACACGUUGAACUGCAACUUCUUACCAAUAUCUUUUGAUUAUCUUUUAAAACCAAUUUAUAUCAGAAAUUACAUUUUAGAAGGCACUCCUGAAAUGAUCGAAAAAAUAACACCAGAAAUUUGUGAAAAAAUGACAAGUUUAAAUAUUAUGCGCACAUUUGUGAAUAAGAACAACACCCCACAAAAACUGUUUCAAAUGAUUAUAGAAACUUUUCGCCAAAAGAUAACUAUGUCAAUCAACUAUUUCAUAUAUUUUAUCGACUUCUUUGAACAGUAUGAAACUCGUGACAACUUUAAAAAGAUUUUCCCUAAAAACGUUUUUGUUAAUUUUGAUAUGAAUUUUGGGUCAAAUUCAUUCGGGUCAAAUGCAUUUGGAACAACAACAAAUGGACCCAUUAAUAUUCCAUUUAAUAAAAUUAACGAACUUCCUUUAAAAUAUGCAACACAAAUUGAUAUUGAUUGGACAAAUAGUGUGUCAUCAAUGGAUAAAGUUACUUUGACACAAAAUUGUCGAAAUUAUUCAAACAAUAUUAGUAUAGAAUAUGCAGAUUACUAUACACCAUUCAUCAGAGACAAUUCGUUGACAUUUCAAACAAAAAAUUUGACGCAAAUUUCUGAUUUGCAUAAAGUUGAAAAAAUCAUUGGAAAAAGUGUUGCAACAAAAAUUACUUUUAUGGGUGGCGUUUGUGAUUUGAGUCUUUUGCAAAUACCAAAAUUCGUCAAAUCAAUUUCACUAAAAAAUGGAUUUACACCAAACUCAUUUGGAGUCGAACAUAAACAAACCAACUUUGUGAUGCUUCCUGAUGUUUUGAACGUUGAAGAGUUUGUAACAGAAGGUGUUAAUUUCCAAUUUUCGGAGGGUUUUAACACUGUUAAAAAGGUUGAAAUAACAAACGCCAAAAUAGUUAAAAAUAAACGAAUGGAACUACUCGAAAAGUGUAAUAAAAAACGUAUUUGGGAGAACAAGCAACAAUUUCCAUUUGCCAAUGUCGAAGAGUUGAAAUUGGUCAAUUUUAGUGAUGUUUGUUAUGAACAAUUUAAAACGUUACAAAAACUUUCACUUUUUAAUGUAAGAAAUGUUGAGUUGUUUAUUAAUAAAGACUGUGCAAAAAAUAUUACUUGUACAAACUGUUCUAACUGCAUUUUAAACAUCGACUGCGAAAGUUGUGAAACUUUUGAAUUCAACAUGUGUCCAAAUUUUACAUUCAAUUUCUUGAAUACCAAAAAUACAAAUUUAAGUGUCAAAAUAAUAAAUUCUUUAAAUUCAAAAAUCUCAUUGGAAACAGAUUUCAUUAAGUCUUUGUCUGUCUACGAUUCAACAAAUUUUGAAAUAGCGAAAAACACUAAAAUUGGGAAGUUGGUGAUUUCAAAUUCGACGCUCAAAAAGAAAGUUGGUGUCGAAGCAGAAGAAGUUGUAUUUGAAGCCUUGUUGGAAUAUGUAGAUAUCGAUUUUACCCAUACAAAAAGUGUGUUGUUGUUCAAUAUCGAGAAUUUUAUAUUUUCAAACACAUUUGAUAAAUGUGAAAUUGUUAAAAUCGAGUAUUGCCGUGACUGCGAUUUUAUUUUUGGUGAUUCAAAAAUAGAACAGCUGGGAAUUUUUUCAUCGAAAGCAAUUGAUUUUAAAGGAAAUUUUAACUCCCUUCAAAAAGUAGAACAUUAUGAUUCAACAUACACUUUCCCAUCGGAUUUCAAUUUAUCAAAACACAUAAUUUGUCUUUCAAAAUUAAAUGAAAGUGAGACUUGUGAAUUUAGCACUUUAGAAAAAUAUGAAGAAGUAAAGCAAAAAUGUUUGACAAAAGACGACACGCUUUUUUUAAGAACAUCUUCACUAAGAUACCCCAAAACAACAGUUCCCCCAAAUCAAAACAAUUUUAAUUUGUUCCAAAUGAAUUUUGGAAAUAACAGAAAUAGUUUUGGAUUUAUAGGACAACCCGAACGACGAAAUAUUUUUAACGAAGUUGUUGAUGCACAACAAAGUUAUUGUAGUGUUAAUCCAACACUUCCUCCAAAUGUUACAACUGAAAGUGUUACAAUUAAUAGUCACAAUUUUAUAAUCAAAAAUUGUGUGUGCACAGCACUCAGUAUUGAACAACACGUUGAUUUCAUUCCAAAUUUGAAAAUUGAAAAUUUCAUUGGGGAGUUCCCAAAUUUCUCUACAAGUGCAUUUGGAAGAGUAGAAAUGAAAAACUGCAAUUUUGUCGCACCUUUUGAAUUUAUGAAAAAUAACUUCAUGCUCAACGUGGUUGAACUAAAAAUUCACCAGUGUACCAACUUUAGUAUUGGAUUGAUGAGUAAAACAAAAGAAGUUGACAUUGUCGAGUCAAAUGGGUAUAUCAUUUUUUCGUAUGGGCUGGGAAAUUUCAACCGACUCAACUUCGAACGAUCUCAAAUUCAAACGUUUAACAACUCUGGUUUGUAUGAAAAUGUCAACGAUUUGUGUUUUGACUCAACCGAAUUUCCUUCAUUAUUUGAGAAAAGAUGUGUGAACAAUUUGGUGAUGAAAAACAUUGAUAAUAUACCUUACCAAAUGGCUAUAAUGUCUAAAUCGGCAACUUUUGAAAACUGCAAAAAUCUUGUUAUUACUGUUGGGAAUGAGACAGAACACGUCGUUUUGAAAAUGUGCAAAAGGUGUUUUGUGAUGUCGAAGAAACCAGAAAUCGUUACACAAAUAAAAUGUGAUGAUGUCGAAAUUUUUGAUGAAAUGACUGCGCUGACACUACGACUGAAUCAAGUCAAAGCCGCAAAUGUUCCACAACAAAAUCAAUUUGGAGCACCAACGGGAUUUGCUCAAAAUGCUUUCCGUGGUGUUGAGACUGCAUUUUUUAAAAGUGCCAAUUAUGUUCAAUUAUUUUCAUAUACCAAUAGAGAAUAUCGGAUAUUAAACGAUUCAAUUGUAAACAUCAAAUCAAAUUACACUGAUAUUUUAAAAGACGCCGACGGUUUAUGUUAUUUUAACACGACUUUCCAAGGUCGCCCAACACCAGUCCGCCCGUUGAAAUUUCUGCAAUCAUUUUAA